CGGACCACAAAUAUAAACGGACAAGAAACACUACGCAACAAACAUGGCGCUGCCCGUAUUCAGAGGUUGUUGUCGUCUGACAGUAUCUUUCGGAAUAAAACGUUUAUUUACUGUAGACAGGUAUACACUGAUCCGGAGCCAUAUACCGGGAUGUUCUUCCACAGCUGCUCGCCUUUCAGUGACGUUAUUUCGGCCUUACAGUUCAGACAGAGAGCCUCAAAAACAAAGACAAAAAGUGGUCGUAGUCGGUAUCCCCAAUCCGUUCAUUUGGUUUCGGACCAAAAUUUACUAUUUUCUAAUAAGGGCAUACUUCGAUAAAGAUUUCACGAUUGAAGAGUUCACGGAAGGAGCUCAACAGGCCUUCACACAUGUUUCCAGACUUCUGUCACAGUGCCAGUUUGAAGCACUAGAAGGGCUUGUAGCAAAAGAUCUCAUUGGGAAACUGGAAGAAAAAUGUAACUUAUUGCCUUCACAUUACAAGAAGGCCCUUUUGGCAGAUCCAGAUGAGAUCAUGUACACGACUCCUGGAGACGUCGGCAUUUACUAUGACGACAGUGGUCGUAAGUUUGUAAGUAUCUUGAUGCGUUUCUGGUACUUGACCAAUGCAAGACUUCCUGAUGACUCUUUGGAGGGAACCCGCGUUUUCCAAGUUGCCAUCGGAGGAGAAGGAGACGCAGAGACGAAACGACUACUGACUGCAAACUAUGAAUUUCAGCGUGAAUUCACCAAAGGAGUUGACCCAGACUGGACCAUCACACGGAUAGAGCACUCCAAGCUUUUGGAUUAAAGUCAUUUUGAAUUUUAGCCAUUUUCUUGUCAUUUCAACAACUCUUUUAUGAGACUGUUAAUUUUUCAACAAUGACAAAGGCGCAGGUCAGCUUCUACUAUAUAAAACACAGAAAAUAGUAUGCAUUUUUAACUUUAUUUACUACUCAAUGAAGUUUGAUUGGAAAGUAUUACAUUAUCAUACUGUAAAGGUCACUUGGUUUCUUUUCUGAAGAUAGUUCAGUCUUUUAUUUGUAUGACCUCUGGAUGGAGCUGAUUUGUGUCCCCAUUAAACCAAACCAUUUCUGUUCAGUUCAGUAUGACUGAGUUUACUGAUAUGGAAUGUACUCUUAUUAUGCUUUAUGUGUAUAUAAUUAAACAUGACAGUUUAAUUAAUUUAAGAAAAA
Boleophthalmus pectinirostris (great blue-spotted mudskipper) is the source of this 1172-nucleotide messenger RNA. It is a transcript of the gene maip1, whose product is annotated as matrix AAA peptidase interacting protein 1. The record is from RefSeq and is a predicted model, not a curated record. Gene Ontology annotation, biological process: protein insertion into mitochondrial inner membrane from matrix; inner mitochondrial membrane organization. The transcript has 5 exons. Lineage: Eukaryota; Metazoa; Chordata; Actinopteri; Gobiiformes; Gobiidae. Gene Ontology annotation, cellular component: mitochondrial inner membrane. The coding region runs from base 44 to 787 and encodes 247 amino acids. Gene Ontology annotation, molecular function: ribosome binding.